CCCACUGCCUGAAGAAAUAAAGAAGAUGGAGCGCAGUGAGACAGUGUGCCGUUACUGUGGUGUAACCUACCUCAUUUACUACGAGUUCCAUCAACUCCGCACCCGGCUGGCUCAGUUGGAGACUGAGCUCCAGGAUGUGAGAGGGACUGCUGAGAGAGAGAAGGCCCAGCGAGAGGCACUGGAGCUGGGCAGGCUGGAAUGGGAGAGGGCACUUCAUCUGGAGUUGCAGAGGAAAUCAGAAGAGAAGGAGAGCAGCAUGAGAGAAAAGCUGGAAGAUAAGUACAGAGACAUAGAGAGAGUUCUGAGAGAGGAGUUGGAAGAAAAAAAUGAAAGGAGGAGGAGAGAAAUGGAAGAGGAGUAUCAGAAAACCAUUGAAGAAAAAGAGAAACAACUCAGAAGAGAGCUGGGAGACUCAGAGGCGGAGAGACUAAGGAGCCAGGGAGACGAGCUGGAGAGGAGGGCCGAGGAGAGAGAGAAAGUCCUGAAUGACGCACUUCAAAAGGCCAAUAAAAAUUUAGAUGAGCUGAGAAAAUACCUCCAACAGCUGGAAGAGAGGUGAGGCCUGUAUGUGUUUGUCUGUGUUUCCCGUCCCUGGUGUGAAAUGAUCUCUAAUGCCAGGCUUCAUGUGGGCAAUUAUCCUGUGAGUCAUGCUGUUAACACAAAAACACGCAAACACUUUCAAACAAAUCAGACA
Messenger RNA from Lates calcarifer (barramundi perch), 694 nucleotides. RefSeq lists its product as uncharacterized. The transcript is spliced from 2 exons. Bases 26 to 559 code for a protein of 177 amino acids. Lineage: Eukaryota; Metazoa; Chordata; Actinopteri; Centropomidae. The record is from RefSeq and is a predicted model, not a curated record.